Molecule: messenger RNA, 234 nt
Organism: Haemonchus placei
Lineage: Eukaryota; Metazoa; Nematoda; Chromadorea; Rhabditida; Trichostrongylidae
Source: the annotation of a GenBank genome assembly
AUGGCCGAAAACGAGAUUGAUAAAGAGAUCAAACAAAUGUUGUCAUUCGAGAACAGGGACGACGAUAGAGUCGCCAACCUACAAUCCCAGGUGGCAACGCUGAUGGAGCAAGUAGAAAAGCUCACUCAACAGGCUGCCCAGGUGAAAUCUUCAGUAAACAUUGUACAAAAUGAGGUGCACAUUGCCAUUGCCAUUGGCAGAGCGAGUCCAACAGGAGAUAUGGAAGGACAAUAG